This is a messenger RNA of Prunus avium (sweet cherry), 1253 nucleotides long. The record is from RefSeq and is a predicted model, not a curated record. Lineage: Eukaryota; Viridiplantae; Streptophyta; Magnoliopsida; Rosales; Rosaceae.
AUGAACGGGGAAAAUAAUUACAGAGACGAUGAUGGAACUCAAGCAAGUCCGAAGCUAAUUUUUGAAACAGGUGUGGACUUCAAUGCUUUUGCAGACAGUGAAAGUAAUGAAGAAAAGUUAUCAGAAACUACACAAGGUAAGCGUGAAAAGAAUAAGUGUGAUGGCAGUGUGAAAUCUCAUCGUGCUGAGACAAGAUUUGGAUGUCUAGCAAGGAUGAAAAUUAGUUGUCGGCUAAAUGAUAAGUAUUGUGUUACUGAGUUUGUGCCUGAGCAUACGCAUGUUACUUCUAGUCCUUGUAAGACCCAUUUUUUUAGGUCACAUAGGAACAUGUCUCUUGCACAAAUAGUUGAAGCUGAUAUGGCUGAUAGUUCAGGGAUUGCUCCAAAAACAACUCUAGAACUUCUGAGUAGACAAGCCGGUGGACGUCAAAAUCUUGGAUUCAUUCUUGUAGAUUAUAAAAAUUAUUUACGUUCAAAGCGUACAAGAGAAAUGAGGGUAGGAGAUACAGGGGGCCUGUUAGAAUAUUUACAACAAAUGCAGUUGAGUGAUCCCAAUUUCUUUUAUGCUAUACAAGUGGAUGAAGAUGAUAUGAUUACUAAUAUCUUUUGGGCUGAUGCAAGGAUGAUGGUGGAUUAUGAUUAUUUUGGUGAUGUGGUAUGCUUUGAUACGACCUAUAGAAAAAAUAAAGACGGAAGACCUUUUGCAAUGUUUGUUGGUGUCAACAAUCAUAGGCAAACUGUUGUAUUCGGUGCUGCAUUAUUGUAUGCUGAAACAGCUGAGACAUUUAUUUGGUUAUUUGAUACUUUUGUCAAGGCUAUGUCUGGAAAAAAACCAAUAAGUAUUCUGACAGACCAAGAUGCAGCAAUGGCUAAAGCAUUGCUUUCAGAGUGGCCAGAAACAUGUCACCGUUUGUGCAUUUGGCACAUAUACCAAAACGCAGCCAAGCAUCUUAGCAAUGCUUUUGAGAAGUUCAAAAAUCUUACCAAAGACUUUGGUAGAUGCAUAUAUGAUUAUGAAGAUGAAGAUGAUUUUAUAAACGCUUGGAAUAACAUGCUUGAAAAAUAUAAUCUCAAGGAUAAUGAUUGGUUGAGGAGAUUGUUUAAUAUAAAGGAGCAAUGGGCAUUAGUUUAUGGGCGACAAACUUUUUGUGCUGAUAUUACUACUACCCAACGCAGUGAAAGCAUGAAUAGUGCUUUAAAGAAGUAUGUUAGUUACAAAUAUGAUUUGCUACGAUUUUUUCAACAUUUUCAAAG